Oreochromis aureus is the source of this 1397-nucleotide messenger RNA. RefSeq names its product LIM/homeobox protein Lhx1-like. The record is from RefSeq and is a predicted model, not a curated record. The coding region runs from base 1 to 1200 and encodes 399 amino acids. Gene Ontology annotation, molecular function: RNA polymerase II transcription regulatory region sequence-specific DNA binding; DNA-binding transcription factor activity, RNA polymerase II-specific. The transcript is spliced from 5 exons. Gene Ontology annotation, biological process: neuron differentiation; regulation of transcription by RNA polymerase II. Lineage: Eukaryota; Metazoa; Chordata; Actinopteri; Cichliformes; Cichlidae. Gene Ontology annotation, cellular component: nucleus.
AUGCUUCAGUGUGCCAGCUGUGAAAAACCUAUUCUCGAUAGGUUCUUGCUCAAAGUUUUGGACAGACCGUGGCACAUCAAAUGCGUCCAGUGCUGCGACUGCAAAUGUAGUUUGACAGAGAAGUGUUUUUCUCGAGAAGGGAAACUGUAUUGCAAGAAUGAUUUCUUUAGGAAAUUUGGAACCAAGUGCGCUGGAUGCGCGCAGGGGAUUUUACCCAGUGAUCUAGUCCGCAGAGCCAAGAGCAAAGUGUUUCACCUGAACUGUUUCACUUGUGUGAUGUGUAACAAACAGCUGUCCACCGGAGAGGAACUGUACAUCCUGGACGAAUUCAAGUUCGUUUGCAAAGAGGACUAUGAAAACAACUCCGGGAAAGACACAAUCCUCCUUUCAGUAACGACGUGCAGCGACCCAAGUCUGUCUCCGGACUCUCAGGACCCGCAGGACGAUGGGAAGGACUCAGAAAACGGGCAUUUAUCGGAUAAAGACACGUGCAGCAACGAGAACGACGAGCAGAGCGCCGUCGGAAAACGACGCGGGCCUCGGACCACUAUAAAAGCCAAGCAGCUGGAGACCCUGAAAGCGGCUUUUGCGGCCACACCGAAGCCCACCAGGCACAUCAGAGAGCAGCUGUCACGGGAGACGGGUCUCAACAUGAGAGUCAUCCAGGUUUGGUUCCAAAAUCGGAGGUCUAAAGAGAGACGUAUGAAACAGCUGAGCGCUCUAAGCGCUCGGAGACACGUGUUUUUCCGCAACCCGAGGAGAAUGAGAGGCCUGGGAGAGAGAGUGGAACCAGGAGAGCUUGGACACUUUUCUUAUUAUGGAGAAUAUCCUGGUGAAUACUAUGGCUCAGGAGGGAAUUAUGAGUACUUUCAAGGCCCACCAUUAUCGCAAGCACAGACUCCAGCAGACCUAGGCUUUGUGCCCUCCACAGUCCCAGCUGGCACCCCACUAGGAGCCAUGGACCACCAUCAUCCUGGGCACCACUGUCCCGGAGAGGUUCAGUGUUUCUCUGAUACAUUAUCUCAUCAUCCCGUGGACUCACCCAGUCCGGAGCCCAAUGGACCAAGUUCAAUUCACAGCAUCUCCAGUGAAAUGUGUGGCCCCAGCACGCCCUUCACCACUGUUUCUCUCAGUGACAACGGAUACACCAACCAGCUGUCUCAGCCCUCUUCAGAAAUGAGUGAAGGCACUGUUUGGUAAUCAGGCUAAGACCGAAAUACUACACAUGCAGUUUGAAGGCAAACCCUUAACUUUAUUUCAUAUAUCAGCUAUUUAUUUAUAAUUAUUUAUGAAUAUUUAUUUAUUUAUUGUAUUUCAUUAUGCUUUUUUAUUUUUAUGUUGGUUAUUUAUUGACGGGCCACGUAUUAGAUAGUUUGGAAUAAUCUGUGUGAAUUGGC